This is a messenger RNA of Rotaria sp. Silwood1, 678 nucleotides long. NCBI's taxonomy places the organism in Eukaryota, Metazoa, Rotifera, Eurotatoria, Philodinida, Philodinidae. The record is from the annotation of a GenBank genome assembly.
AUGGUUGAUAAUUUAAUCGAACUACGUGAGCAAGCUGGUCUUGCUUCAUGUGCUAAACGUUAUAAUGAAGUCAUAUUAAUCUAUAAAAAUUAUCUUAAAAAUUAUGAUGAUAUUCCACCAAUGGAUCGUCAAAUGCUUUAUACAGCUUAUAAUAAACUCAUACUUGAUUAUAAUUUUAAAUCUUAUUGGAAAUUAACAUCAAUUGAAUUACAUAAAAAAAUUGAUUUUGAUUAUUUAGAAAUAAUUGAAAAUGAAAUUGAUUAUUUAUGUAAUGAUAUAAUACAGUUAAUUGAUAAUUAUUUUCUUGCAUCAAAAUCAAAUAAAGAUUUAGAUAUUGUUAUGACAUUACGACAACGUGCUGAUUUUCUUUUUUUUAAUUCUUCUAUUGCAAGACCAUCCACGAAACAAAUUAUGCUUCAGUCUGCUUUACGUUCAUAUACUGAAGGUGUCGAACGAUCUCGUUUAACAUUACCAAUUGAUGAACCUGAACGAGUGUUAAUUCAACUUCGUAAAUUUGCUUGUGAUGUACAAUUAUCCAAUGGAAUAUGUAAUUCUUAUACAUAUUCAGAAUUAAUUGAUGCUAUACAAGAAAUGAAAUCUUUUGUUUCAUCAUCGAAUGAUCCAUUACUUCUGAAAAUGGAAUCAUAUCGCUUAGAAUUAGAAAAAAUUCAGUAUUGA